Messenger RNA from Lotus japonicus, 549 nucleotides. Its product is annotated as ethylene-responsive transcription factor ERF042-like. The record is from RefSeq and is a predicted model, not a curated record. Gene Ontology annotation, biological process: regulation of DNA-templated transcription. The transcript has a single exon. Bases 1 to 549 code for a protein of 182 amino acids. Gene Ontology annotation, molecular function: DNA binding; DNA-binding transcription factor activity. Lineage: Eukaryota; Viridiplantae; Streptophyta; Magnoliopsida; Fabales; Fabaceae.
AUGGAAGAAGACACUGAGGUUCAGACAACCACUUUGUCCACUGAAGAAGAAGCAGUGUGUGUUGAGGACAAGAAGUAUCGAGGGGUACGCAAGCGUCAUUGGGGCAAGUGGGUUUCAGAAAUCAGAGAGCCCAAGAAAAAGUCCAGAAUCUGGCUUGGCACUUUCCCUACUGCAGAGAUGGCUGCCCAAGCCCAUGAUGCUGCGGCCCUUGCCAUCAAAGGCCCCUCCACCUUCCUCAACUUCCCUGAGUUAGCCUCACAAAUUCCACGCCCCGCCAGCACUUCCCGUAAAGACAUCCAAGCCCUCGCCGCCAAGGCAGCCGCAAUGAAUUACCACCAAGCCCAUGCCGAAAACACUUGUGAAGCCCAAGCCCAAAUAAGCAUGUCUGUGUCUUCCUCCCAUUCCAUUGAUGCACACCAAUCUUCAGGUUCAUCGUCAUUGUUAAAUGGUGAGGUUGACACGAUAUUUGACCUACCUGAUCUCUCACUCGACUCAAAUCAUACAGAUUUAGGUUUUUGGCUGGAACUGGAGGAUGACCCUUACCCGUGA